Capsella rubella is the source of this 956-nucleotide messenger RNA. RefSeq lists its product as uncharacterized. The record is from RefSeq and is a predicted model, not a curated record. The transcript is spliced from 3 exons. NCBI's taxonomy places the organism in Eukaryota, Viridiplantae, Streptophyta, Magnoliopsida, Brassicales, Brassicaceae. The coding region runs from base 206 to 751 and encodes 181 amino acids.
AAUUUGUGUGUUUAAUCCUUAUUAUCGGUUUCAAGCGACCUCAUUGUCAAACCUGACAAAUUCCAAAUGAUGAAGAAUUCUGACGUCACUAUUUAUUAAAAACCAAAUACUCUACGUACACAACAUUUUUCUUAUUAUAUACUACUUUCCCUUCAGACCAGAACCCAACAAAAAAGAAAAAAAAAACAAGAAGGAUAAGAAAAAAAUGGGGAAUUGUCAAGCGGCGGAAGCAGCGACGGUUUUGAUUCAUCAUCCGGCGGAGAACAAGGUAGAGAGAAUUUACUGGUCGGUUACAGCGAGUGAUGUCAUGAGAUCCAAUCCGGGUCAUUACGUUGCGGUGGUGGUGACGUCACCUACUAUGAAGAACGAGAAAGGAUCACCAUUGAAACAGCUCAAGCUCCUUCGUCCUGACGACACUUUGCUCAUCGGACAUGUCUACCGUCUCGUCAGCUUCGAAGAGGUUUUGAACGAGUUUGUGACGAAGAAGUGUGUGAAGCUUGGGAAGCUAUUGAAAGAAGGAGGAGGGCUUGACUUAACCAAGAAGAAGAAGAAACACAGGAAGAAGUUGGAUCAAGAAACGGGCCGAGUCAACCCGAAUUCUGAUCCGGAUUCGAACCAAGAUGUCCCUAAUGAUGCGGUGGCCGGAGAAAACGGGGGAGAUGGGUUUCUUAGGAGAAGCCACGGUGGAGGAAGAAGUGGCGGUGGGUGGAGGCCAGCUCUGCACAGCAUUCCGGAAUUUGGAUCCUCAUGAGUCAUGAGAGAGCUCUUUAAAAGCCGUAGAUAUUCUUAAAGCAACUAUCCGACAACUUUGAAAGUUUAAUGUAAAGCGAUGUUGCUAUUUUGUGUUGCUUUAAUGAGUUUCAGCCUCGACAAAUAUUUUCAAGAACUUUACUCGCAAUCUCAAUUGUUCUUAUAUUUUAAAGAAAACAAAUUGAAAAAAUCCGAAUCAUAUCAAA